Moesziomyces aphidis is the source of this 3366-nucleotide messenger RNA. NCBI's taxonomy places the organism in Eukaryota, Fungi, Basidiomycota, Ustilaginomycetes, Ustilaginales, Ustilaginaceae. The record is from the annotation of a GenBank genome assembly.
AUGCUCGACGACCGCCCACAGCUGUGGUCCAGCGGGCUUCAUCUUGGCAAUCGACCGCCGCUUCAAACAAACGCAAAGCGCUCUUGUCUUGGCCACACGAGUCGAAGGCGCAUGUCCACUGCCUCGGAAUCCGUGGCGAUGAUUGGUGUCGUACAUUCUCUUGACCCCCCAAUGCAAACUGUGCUGCGAGCCGCGCUCUGUGUGCUAGCAGCCCUGGUGCUGUGGGUGGAUGCGGCCAUCAACAUCGUCAUCCAUCCUCUGACGGCGCGCAGCGCAGCAAUCAGUGUCGCACUCGCCAGCCUGGGCACGGUCGUCGUGGCUGCUGAGCCAGCACUCCGCUCGCCACGCCGAGCGCACUCAACCUCAUCCUGGCACUCCAUGCUGGUCAAAUCAGCCUUCUUGUCGCUUGCUGCAGUCGUGAUGCUCGACGGUCUCAAGGGUCUGCCGUGCCCCAGUCCGCGCGCGGUACGCGACAAGACCAGUCGCACACUACCUACUGCCGGUCAGAGUGAGCUUGACGCCCUCAAAACCAACGGCACAUCAGUCUACCUCGUGCGCUCGCUGGCGCCUCAGUGCGUCCAGUUCCUGGGUCCCGACUUGCAAGGCGUGCCCAGCAUGGCCUGGGUGAAUGUGGCGCCGCGCCGUACGAGUCGGGUGCUCAUGCUCGCCGGCGUCGCGACCACGCUCACCGCAUCGCUUCUCUUUUGCCUCCUCGGUGUCGUGCAACGGGCGCGAGGCGGUGCAGCUGUAGCAGGCAAGGACACUCGCGAUGACGAAGAAACGGCAUCAAGUCCGCCGCGAGCACUCGAGGCUCAGCCGGAUCGACCCGUGGACCUGCUUGGCGAACUGCUGGCUGCGGACAAGCACAACGCGCCGAGCAGCUUUGGGUUGAUACCCAACGGACGAACCUGCACAUCGCGACUCAGCGCGCCUGGUUCACGAUGCGACGAUGCCGCCUCCCACAUAAGCGGCGGUGGCUCGAGCGCCAUCCCCUCGGUGCGUGGCGAAGGUAGCGCCUGCACGCCCGCGCUGCGUCGCAUCCCCUCACAUCCAGACUCGCCUUCGUGCGCGCUCUUUGGUCGAUCCCCCACACUUCCGGUCCCGCCGCCGCCGGCGCACUCGGCCUCGAACUCGCCCGUACUCGAGAGGAGAGACUCGCCCGGUCUUCACUAUGCACACGUGUACGGUGGCACGGUCGACUUUGCGUCGGGAUGCAUCAUGCACCAGCCCAUCUUCUCGCAGAGAAAGAGGAGAGGCUCGUCGCAGCAAGACGCCUCGUUUGCAACGCUGCUGCCACCCGACUUUUCGCGGCCCUCGUUCCACAGCCUGCCGGCUCUGUCGCCACGGAGAAAGGUGAAGAGCGUGCCCAACGUCACGGGCAAGAUGAACAGGCGGUCGGAUGCCAAGGCGCACAUUGCAUCGGCGAAAGCGACCGAGAUAGCGACGAGCAGCAAGUACGAUCCGCCCGCUGCGCUAUCGCCUCCUGCUGACGAAGACUCUGCCUCGCAACUGGCUCAGGUGGGCCAUCGCGAGCCGAAGGGCAAAGGCGUCAAGCCGACCAAGCACGAUGUGGCGAAGCAUCAUCUGCGGCCUGCACAGCGGGAGCCAGCUCGGCUCAACACGGCCGACUCGAUGCGGUUCAUCGGAUCUGCAACUAUGGCGGGGCGUGCACCGACGUCGCGGCCGGGAACGGGCGCAUCGGCGAGAUCCACCGGCUCACUGCGUCUGACGCGGCAGAGUCUGUUUGCGGCGCUCGAUGCGCGAUUGGGCACGCGCUCGAGCGUGGUGAGCCACGAUGCAUCGUGCGGCGUAGCAUCAGCGUGCUCGUACGACUCGCAGGGCGGAUGCAGUGCAGGCACCUUUGGCGAUGGUGCCACCGACUCGCCCGCGCCCUCGCCCAAGCUGCGCUUUCCACGCAUGCCCUCGCCCCGUACCACGGCAAGUCAGCACGACGAAAGGAUGGACGAGGUAGCACAGCUCGAGCUGCAUCCUCCGACGGUCGACACCAAAGCCACUGGUGGAGCCACCGCCGCUGCGCCCGCGGACGGCAAGUCGCAGACAGCCGCCACAAAGCCUGUGCGCACGGGACCGGUUCCAAUGUCGAUGCCAUCGAUCCUGCGCAACCCUGGCAGCUCUCAGUCCAACCAUCUGUCGUAUCUCCUCGAUCGACGCAGUGGAUCGUCGUCGUACCCGCCGUCGUCGUCGCGCACCAAACCGCGCUCGGGAGCCAAGGAGCAGCUGGGCCGACGCAAACAGCGCCGCUCGGAAAACGCGCGCUUGCUGUCCAACCCGCACGCGGUGCGACCGACGAUCAAAGACUACAGGCUGCACUCGAACGAGAUCCGAUCCACCUUCCACGGCACGCCGGGCGCUUCAAAGGGCAGUGUGCCCGUUCCGGCCAACAGCGGAGUGCGAUACUCGGAGCCCGUGCACGAUGCGGCGUCGGCGAUGCAGGGACACUUUGGCAAGAGUCUGCGCGAUGCCCAGCGUGUGCUCAAGCGGCUUGAGGUCGGCAAUAUCUCGGACGAGAUGAUCCGUACGCAGCGAGCGGGGGAACUUGAGCGGUUCAUCUGGUUGGUGGAUCGCGAGAUCCGCAUGUGGGCCCAGGAGGAGAUCCACAUCCUCACACCCGGGGAUCGCAAGCAAGGUCGCAUCCUACUGGAUGCCGAGUUCAACUUCACGACACCGAUGGGAGCGAGGGAGGACGUUCCGACGGUGGCGUUGGACGAGGUGCAGAGACAGGGGCAGCUGGUCGAGUUUCAACGCACCCCGAAUGCGUUAGUGUGGCUGGUGCACGAUCCGUUCCUCCGGCUGGUGGUGCACUGCCUUGCGCGGGUAUCGCGCUGCCCGUCGUUUUCGAAAGACGACCCGAGCCGACCGGGGCUGCGGUUCACCUGGAUUCUCAACAAGAACCCGCACGCGCGCCGACCGCGUCGAGGCCGCAGAGUGUCGGUCUCCAGCUCAGCUGUCUCUGCUGAAGUCAGACCAGUCGCGGUGGGUGCGAUGGGCGUGUUGGAUACCCCACCGACGACCGACUUUGACUCGCAGACAGAGACGGAGAGCGAGCUGGAGAGCGAUCUCGACAGUCUGGCCGAGUCGGUGCAGCUGGUCGAGCUGGGUGGAGAGGGAGAGGCGGUGGAUACUGACGAGGACGAAGCCGAGAUUCUGCGCAGAGUGCAUCGUUGGGCCAUCGAUAGCCAUCGUCAACGCCACGCCGAUUCACAACCCGACGCAGCCGCGAAACGAUCCAAGCGCGCAUCGAGGAUAGAUCAGGAUCCGGACCAGACACUCACUACAGCGAUUGCCGAAGACGACGAAGAGGACGACGCCGAAGAUGACGAGGACUCGGAUGCGCAUUCGGCCUAG